Drosophila eugracilis is the source of this 1702-nucleotide messenger RNA. It is a transcript of the gene Loxl2, whose product is annotated as lysyl oxidase homolog 3B. The record is from RefSeq and is a predicted model, not a curated record. NCBI's taxonomy places the organism in Eukaryota, Metazoa, Arthropoda, Insecta, Diptera, Drosophilidae. Bases 7 to 1542 code for a protein of 511 amino acids. Gene Ontology annotation, molecular function: protein-lysine 6-oxidase activity; copper ion binding. Gene Ontology annotation, biological process: peptidyl-lysine oxidation. The transcript is spliced from 4 exons. Gene Ontology annotation, cellular component: membrane.
GGGCAAAUGUGCGCAAUCGAAGAUCGAAAGGACCUUAAGAUGGUGUCGAGACUUUUGUGCCUAACCUUACUGGCCAUCCACCUGGCAGGUGCUGUGGUGCAGCAUCGGUCUCUGGAGGAGGCUCGUCUAGAGCGUCAGAGAUUGGUCCAUAGGUAUAUUAAGGUCCUGAACAAGGAGGAGGGCGCCAUACGGCUGGUGGGAGGAGAUAAUGAAUAUGAAGGCAACAUUGAAGUCCUUCACAAUGGCAAAUGGGGAGCAGUUUGCGAUGAUGAGUGGGACUCCGCCGAAGGUCACAUCGUAUGCCGGCAGCUGGGCUUCCCUGGGAUGAGGAAGUACACUAGAAGUGGCUUCUUUGGACCUGCCCGCCGUCGCUUCUGGAUGGAUAACCUCUUCUGCGAAGGUCACGAACAGGAGUUGGUGAAUUGCCAUUUCGAAGGUUGGGGUGAGAAUGACUGUGAUCCUGGAGAGGCAGCAGGAGUGGUGUGUUAUCCCCCAGAAAAUGCAGUGAUUCCUUCACCAUUGCCCAUCUUCAGAGAUGAAGACUUACCCAAAUUCCCUAUCCGCUCUAGAUCCCGUUUAUAUGUGAGAUUAAGAGGUGGAAGAUCCAGAAUUGAGGGGCGAGUGGAGGUUAGUUUAGACGGCGGUCGAUGGGGCAGUGUGUGUGCCGAUGGCUGGUCACUUUUGGAGGCCAAUGUUGUGUGUCGACAGCUGGGCCUGGGCUAUGCCAGCGAGGCCUUCCAAACGGAUUUCUUUGGUGGCUCCAAUGUGUCGAGACCCGUGCUGAGUGGCAGCGAAUGUUAUGGCAACGAAACGGAACUGGCCGACUGCCUACAUCACGAUGCAAGUCAGGGCAUCGUCAGCUGUCAUGGCAAUCGCCAGCAUGUGGCCGCCGUGAUCUGUGACUAUAUUGCCCCCGAUCUGGUGGUGGACUAUUUGGAAAUCGAACAGACAGCCCAUCUGGAGGAUCGCCCUAUGCUUCUGAUGCAGUGUGCCAUGGAGGAGAACUGUGUGGCCAAUGAGGCAUAUCAAAUCCAACGGGAUGAUCCACAAUGGCGGUAUCGAUCGAGGCGAUUGCUCAAGUUUACGGCAGCUGCCAUCAAUGCGGGCAAUGCGGAUUUCCGGCCAUUUAAGGAGAAGAGCCAGUGGGAGUGGCACAUGUGCCAUAUGCACUUUCACAGCAUGGAGGUGUUUGCCACCUUUGACAUCUUCGAUACGAGAGGUCGUAAAGUGGCUCAAGGUCACAAGGCCUCUUUCUGCCUAGAAGACAGCAACUGCCUGCCUGGUGUGGCCAGGAAAUACAGUUGCGCCAACUACGGAGAUCAGGGAAUUUCCGUCGACUGCUCGGAUGUAUAUCUAUACAAUCUAGACUGCCAAUGGGUGGAUGUGACAGACCUCAGUCCCGGCUCUUAUGUCCUCAAGAUUGCUAUUAACCCGGAAUUUAAGGUGGCUGAGAUGAACUACGAUAACAAUGCUGCCAUCUGCGAUCUGAUAUACACUAAAAACUUUGCCCGAGUGCAAAACUGCCAGCUGGGAAGACCUUAAAGAGUGGAAGGUUAGGCUUAAGUACUGGGUGAACUGGAAACCAAAUCAAAAAGUGCCAAAAACUACGAUUAACCAAAGGGAGCUUGUAUAUUUUCUAUAUAUUUUCUUACCUUAAACCUUAACUCUUAUGCGAAAUAAUUAAAAGUGCACAAUCGGAAAA